AAAACAGUGUCGGGGUAGGAAGUAGCGGGUAGCCUCAAUGUUAUAUACAGAGGUGGGAGUCACUUUGAGUCCAUUACCAUGUUCUUGGAAAACAACGUGUUUUAAAAUGCGUCUUCGACUUAUUUUCAGAAAUGCCACAGAAAGAUCCUUGUCAAAAGCAGGCAUGCGCCAUCCAGAAGUGUUUACAAGCUAAUAAGUACAUGGAGAGUAUGUGCGAGGAUGUGAUCCGAAACAUGCGGCGGUGCUGCGAAGUCCACAGGGGAAACUCGACCUGCUGCUCCGGUUUUAAGGACUCCAAACCGACUGAAAACAAGAACGAAACAUAAACCACCCGUUCUCCUUUACGUAGUGGUAGAAAGGUCCACUGCAACAAUAUAGCAGACCUCAAACAAGGCGAUGCAAACAGAAGGAAUCCUUUCAUCAAGUGUCUCACUUGUUCUUGCUGGUGGCUAGCUCCAGCAGUUUGUAGGCAAAAGGCAGGGCUCAACCUGGACAGACAGCCAGUCCAUCACUGGGCAGCAAAGAGACACACAUGCACACACUUAAUACCCAAUGUAAAUGUAGACAGACUGAAUAACCUAACAGUUAUGUUUAUUGUAUUGUGGGAGGAAGCUGGAGUACCCAGAGAGAACUAGCGGAUACACAAAAGAGCAUGCAGAAAGACCCAAGACAGGGAUUUGAACCCAAAACCCUACUUUAUUGUUAGGUUUCUGGAAUUUCUGCAGCAUUAUAUGAAAAAAAAAAUGAUAAGGAAGAUAUGGGGGGGGACUUUUUUUUUGGCCUUUUAAAUCUUGCUCAUUUGUAAACAUAACAAAAAUUGUUAAAAUAAAAUGAGACAUUUUGCCAAAGUA
Messenger RNA from Poecilia latipinna (sailfin molly), 851 nucleotides. RefSeq names its product C-x(9)-C motif containing 4 homolog (S. cerevisiae) (gene cmc4). The transcript is spliced from 3 exons. Gene Ontology annotation, cellular component: mitochondrial intermembrane space. The record is from RefSeq and is a predicted model, not a curated record. Lineage: Eukaryota; Metazoa; Chordata; Actinopteri; Cyprinodontiformes; Poeciliidae. Bases 132 to 326 code for a protein of 64 amino acids.